AUUCGAUGCCAGUUCACAGAGGAACGCCGGCCGACUCAAAACGAUUCGGUGAAAACAUAACAUUACAUUAAACCUUGGAACUUACCAAUUGUUACAUUACACUAAUCAAAGUGAAAUACACGUGUAGUAAAACUGCAAUACAUAUGGCCUGUUGUACAGUGUGCCCUUCUUAAUAAAUGUGGUCAGUACUAAUAUACUAUCUAGGAUGCAGUGUUCCAAAUAGGCAAUGAUGGCCCUUAUUUAAACGUAUUGCAUGAAGACGAUGUCAAGAAGACAAAGCAAUGAAUGACAAUUCAAAGAGGGCCUUAACAGGCUCGAUUCAUAAAAUAAGAGAGUUUGAGUUAGAAAAAGUUUGCCUGGUUGAAGAAUUUGACAUUCUGCAAAUUGUUGGUGAAGGAUGGUUUGGAAAAAUACUUUUAGUGGAGCAUAGAGCUUCAGACACUGAAAUAGUUUUAAAGGCACUACCGAAACCUUAUGUAUCAAUAAGAGACUUUUACAGAGAAUUCCAUUAUAGUCUACAUUUAAGUGCACAUAAAAACAUCGUCACUACAUUCGACGUUGCGUUUGAGACUGCGGGUUUUUAUGUAUUUUGUCAGGAAUAUGCACCUCUUGGUGACCUUACUUCUAACAUGCUGGAUACAGGAAUUGGAGAAAUACACACGAAAAGAGUGGCAAAGCAACUUGCAGCCGCUCUUGAACAUUUACAUCAGAGGGAUUUAGUCCACAGAGAUGUUAAGCUGGAUAACAUUCUCAUUUUCAAGUCAGACUUCUCAAGAAUUAAAUUGUGUGACUUUGGAGAGACGAGGAAGGUUAAUUCAGUCGUAAGACGGCGAAAUGAAUGGCUGCCCUAUUCCCCACCUGAAGUGCUGAAAUUGUCUAUGGAUAGUUCUUACAAGGCAAUCAUAAGCCAUGAUGUCUGGCAAUUCGGUAUUGUAAUCUUCAUCUGCCUCACUGGGUGCUUACCGUGGCAGAAAGCAGCUUUCGAUGACCCGAGAUAUUUAAGCUACUUCAACUGGUACAACACCUCGAAUCCAUUAAAAAAACAACCGAAGCUAUGGAAAAUGGUAUCUUCGAGAGCUCAAAAAAUCUUUAAGAAAUUUGUUGAACCAAGAGUAGAAAAAAGAGCUAUCAAUUUCAGUGAACUAUCAAGAUAUAUGGAUGAUCGUUGGAUGGCUAAAGGCUAUACGGAUAGAGUCGCUGGAGGGGACAUUGACGAACUAUGUCCAUCUAUGUACAGUUUCCACAGUGAUCCUAAUGAAAAAAAUAUUUUACUAAAACAUUUUAGAGAUAAUGGUGUAGAAACAACGGUGGACAGGCAAGCAAAAAAGCAAAGAAUUCGUGAUUGGAUUCAAAAUAGUGUAAUUGAGGAAGUCGACGAAGAGGAAGAGAGCACAUUUGAGCCCACACCUUACGAUGACAGUGAAGUAGAACUAGAAGAUACGCCUAGGUCUCAUCCUAUUGAUGAAAGUCAUAGAGUUACCCUGCGAUACGAUACGGAGAAACAUAUCAAUCCACGAACUGGCGAAGUUAUCGAUGGAGUCAAACGAUCAUCUGGUGAUAAAAAUCCACUCUCCUACGAUGUUCAAAACCUAGAGCCAGUGGCACCAGAUAGUGUUGUCAGGCGAUACGGACUAAAAGAGGAUAAUAAUCUAAACAAUUCUACAAAAGACAGCGCCUAUGGUUCGUUAGAAGCUGGCAAACCUUCAGAAUAUUAUCAAGUAACAUCAGCGGGAAGAGUAUCUUCGAAUUCUCCAAGCAGAUCACUAAGCGCUGUAUCAUUACAACAAAACAAGCUUCCUUUAUCAUCUCAUGCUCAACGUUUCCAAAAAAGUGAAGAAGUGUUUUCUAAAGAAUUAGAUAAUAUAAAGGGAAGUUCAUCUACAAUUCAUUCGCAAGCAAAUUCAUCUAGAUCAAAUAGCGUUCAAGUAACACGAAACAGCUCUUUGGAUAGUUCUACAAAUCAUAAAGAGAGUUCUCUCGAAAAUGAACCCCCUAAUGUUACAAGGUCUAAUGAUCCUGUUAUAACCCAGAAUGGAUUCAGUCCUGGAGUUAAAAGUGGAGACCAUGCUGAAGAACCGUAUGUGUCAAUGAAAAAUACUGUUUACGAAAUUGUUAGUAACCGAAGUGAAACAGGAUAUAACAAAAGAGAAAGUCCUGUUAAAAAUAACAUCACAAGCGAUAGUCCCUACACAUCAAUGUUAAAUAUAGUACAAGGGCAGAUAAAAAUUAGUCCGCACGGGAAAGAUAUUAAUAAAAAUGUGGUUAACGUUUCAGUUACACAAAUGAAUCGGAAAAAAAUGUGAGGUUUGCUCAAGUUAGAUUUGUAACAAAAUUACAAAAUAUUAA
This is a messenger RNA of Leptidea sinapis, 2346 nucleotides long. Its product is annotated as serine/threonine-protein kinase MARK2-like. Gene Ontology annotation, molecular function: ATP binding; protein serine/threonine kinase activity. Gene Ontology annotation, biological process: peptidyl-serine phosphorylation; peptidyl-threonine phosphorylation. Bases 282 to 2303 code for a protein of 673 amino acids. Lineage: Eukaryota; Metazoa; Arthropoda; Insecta; Lepidoptera; Pieridae. The transcript is spliced from 8 exons. The record is from RefSeq and is a predicted model, not a curated record.